This is a messenger RNA of Hemibagrus wyckioides, 2712 nucleotides long. It is a transcript of the gene nap1l1, whose product is annotated as nucleosome assembly protein 1-like 1. The transcript is spliced from 16 exons. Gene Ontology annotation, cellular component: nucleus; chromatin. The record is from RefSeq and is a predicted model, not a curated record. Gene Ontology annotation, molecular function: histone binding; chromatin binding. Gene Ontology annotation, biological process: nucleosome assembly. Bases 142 to 1290 code for a protein of 382 amino acids. NCBI's taxonomy places the organism in Eukaryota, Metazoa, Chordata, Actinopteri, Siluriformes, Bagridae.
GACGCGGUACGUAUAUGAACGCAUGCGGCGCGGGUCUCGGGCCUCUUAAUUUCCCGCCGCCGUCAGUGUGCGUCGAUGCGCAUGUGCAGAAGCUCCCGCCGGACACAGCGCACACACACGGUUCGAGCAAACUGACCCAUCAUGGCCGACCUGGACAAUAAGGAGCAGACUGAGCUGGAUCAGGCUGACAUGGAGGACGUAGAGGAAGUGGAAGAGGAGGAGACUGGAGAGGACAGCAAAGCUCGACAGCUGACGGUACAGAUGAUGCAGAACCCCCAGAUUCUGGCCGCUCUACAGGAGAGGCUAGACGGACUCGUGGGUUCUCCGUCAGGAUACAUGGAAAGUCUGCCGCGGGUGGUGAAGCGGAGAGUGAAUGCUUUGAAGAACCUGCAGGUGAAAUGUGCUCAUAUUGAGGCCAAGUUCUAUGAGGAAGUUCAUGAGCUGGAGAGGAAGUACGCUGCACUUUACCAGCCUCUCUAUGACAAGCGCAGUGACAUCAUCAAGGCAGCGUAUGAACCCACAGAGGAGGAGUGUGAAUGGAAACAGCCUGAGGAGGAGGAUACACUCUCGAGUGAACUGAAGGAAAAGGCGAAGGUAGAAGAGGAGAAGAAGGAUGAAGAGAAGGAAGACCCUAAAGGAAUUCCUGAGUUCUGGCUGACUGUGUUUAAGAACGUGGAUCUGCUCAGUGAGAUGUUACAGGAGCAUGAUGAGCCCAUCCUCAAACACUUACAGGACAUCAAGGUCAAGUUCUCCGAUGCCGGCCAGCCCAUGAGUUUCACGUUAGAGUUCCACUUUGAGCAGAACGACUUCUUCUCAAACACGGUUCUCACCAAGACCUACAAGAUGAGAUCAGAACCAGACGAGUCGGACCCUUUCUCCUUUGAUGGGCCUGAGAUCAUGGGCUGCACUGGGUGCACGAUUGAUUGGACCAAGGGGAAAAAUGUUACACUGAAGACCAUAAAGAAGAAGCAGAAGCAUAAGGGCAGAGGGACAGUGAGGACGGUCACUAAGACUGUCCCUAAUGACUCCUUCUUCAACUUCUUCUCCCCUCCAGAAGUACCAGAGACUGGUGAACUGGAUGAAGACUCUGAGGCCAUCUUGGCGGCGGACUUUGAGAUCGGUCACUUUAUCCGUGAGCACAUUGUACCCCGUGCCGUGCUUUACUUCACUGGAGAGGCCAUCGAGGAUGACGAUGAUGAUUACGAUGAGGAAGGAGAAGAGGCUGAUGAUGAAGAGGGAGAGGAGGAGGCAGAUGAGGAGAACGAUCCAGAUUAUGACCCCAAGGUUUAAAUGGUGUGUUUGUAUAGCAUAACACAAGCCCCGAAGGACGCGAACCCCCCGGCAGAGUGUAAACAGCAGUGAUGAGCACACACACACACACACACACACACACACACACACUCUGUGAUGGUGUAAAUCCCCUCCUCUGGUCCUGCAGCCUUAUGUUUUGUAUUUCUUUAUUGGUAGAUUAAUCAUGAUUACACACACACACACACACUCACACUCUCUCGUGUACAGCAGCUGUGGCUCACUUGCCUGCACCCCCCCCCCCCCACCCGGACACACACACCCCUCUACAUGCUGGAACAUUCCAGAAACGUGACUCAACACCAGCUAGGGCUGUCUGCUCUACGAUUGGCUGAUUCCUGACCUGUCUCAGGAAGUCAUUGGCUGGAAGUCGGUCAGGAUUUAGUUUAGGGUUCUCGUCCCAGCUCAUUUGAUUGGCUGAAACUGACUCCGCCCACCUGGGACAUUUUCAGCCUGGUAUUGGCCCCUGUGUUGGCACCAUGUGACCCGGGCGUUCUGUAAUUCCGGUGCAGAUGACCGCCCCAUGCAUGUCUUUAUUUUUAUAUUGAUUUCUUUUUUUCUUUUAAAUAAAAUAUCGCAGCACUUUGGGGUAGUUGGUUGUUCUAAUUUUUUUUUUUUCUGAUCUGUGAUUGGCCGAGUUGUGACUCUUAGUCUAAACCUGUGACUCUCUUGCUUUCCGCUUAGUUAAAUCCUGACUUCCUGCCUCUUCCUGAUAGGACAGGUGUAGGGUAAGCUCUGCCCACAUGGUUGCCUUAUUGUCUGUAGUAGCAGUUCUUCCAGUGAGUGAUGUGAUGGACUCUGCUGCCCGUUACUCAACAGGGUUUGUGGGUGUGGUUUUUUUUUUUUUUUUUAUUAUUAUUUUUAUUUGUGGUAGCACUUUAAUGGUCAGGUUAGAAAGCGUAGCUCUGCUUCGAGUCCUCACUCGCUGUUAGUUUACGGAAUUAGCUGGUCAUAGUUCUGACCGAUUAGCUGGACGGUGACCUCUGUUCCUUCAGUCUAGUGUGGAAUUGGCUUUGCCCACACGCUGGCCCAAACCUUUCACUGACCUCAUGCUGCGGGUUCAAAGGUGAACGGUUCGAGACUGCACCCCAUCCACUCGGUCCUGAAGUAGCGCAGCACUUAAUAGCUCCGUUUUUUUAUUGUAGCACUUCAGCAGCGGAGUUCAUGUCUGUGUCCCGUGUAGAUACAGACGGAGCUCCACUCUCCACCCUGAACUUGCCCCACCCACAAACAGCCUGAUUCCACCCACACCACACCACCUUGGACCAAUAAGAACAGUUUAGCAUGCUGACUCUGGUGUGUGUGAGACAGAGUGAGAUGCAGCUGUUGAGUCAUCCAUGUUACAGAUGUUCUAAUGUACCCAGAUGUGUACUCCUCCAAUAAACCGGUUCUCCCUGCACCAGA